AUGUCCACGGUCGCGUCUGAAAACUUUGUAACCAGGGAUACUGUACACACCCGAUCAGACGUGGCUCCAGUCGUCAACUCAGACCUGGCUCCAGUCGUCAGUUCAGACCUGGCUCCAGUCGUCAGUUCAGAUCUGGCUCAAGUCGUCAGCACAGAUGUGGCUCCAGUCGUCAGCACAGAUGUGGCUCCAGUCGUCAGCUCAGAAGUGCCUUCAGUCGUCAGCACAGACCUGGCUCCAGUCGUCAGCACAGACGUGGCUCCAGUCGUCAGCUCAGACCUGGCUCCAGUCGUCAGCUCAGAAGUGCCUUCAGUCGUCAGCUCAGACCUGGCUCCAGUCGUCAGUUCUGCUAUGAGCCAGUUCCCUCCAGAUCCACUGUCCUUGGUCAAGUGCAGGAGGUUAUCAGUGCAAGUGGUCGAUUGCUGUGCAACACAAGGUCUCCAAACAAAUAAAGACCACAAGAAUAACACAGAUGGAGAAAACCCCAAAACUGGAACAGGAGGAGAAUCCCAACCUGCUUUGUCAGCUGCCCUCCCAGAGACCACAUUGAAGAAGCAUCUCUGUUCUGGUGUUGACAAGAGCUUCAGUAACCUGAAAACUCUAAAAUCACACCAGCAAUCCAAUCAAGGGAAACCACCUCAUUGUUCUGUCAUCGCAAAACCUUCUGCUACAAAGAGGAGUUUGAAGAAGCGCCAGCGCAUUGAAGAUGGAGACGACCCCAAUCAGUGCAGACAGUGUGGGAAACGUUUUAGUGCACCAUCACAACUUAAACAACAUCAGCUUACACAUACAAAAGAGAAACCCCAUCAAUGCGAACAGUGUAAGAGGCAUUUUCGGGACCCAAAAUCAUUGAAACGACACCAACUCACUCACACCGGACAGAAACCCCAUCAAUGUGGACAGUGCGGGAAAAGGUUUACACACGCGGGGCACCUCAAAGCACACCAGCUCACUCACACAGGAGAGAGACCAUACAGCUGUGGACAGUGUGGUAAAUGUUUUACACAGGCGGGUAAUCUCAAAGCACACCAGCUCACUCACACAGGAGAGAGGCCAUACAGCUGUAAACAGUGUGGUAAAUGUUUUACACAGGCGCGGCACCUCAAAGUACACCAGCUCAUACACUCUGGAGAGAGGCCAUACAGCUGUGGACAGUGUGGUAAAUGUUUUACAGAAUCAGGGAGUCUCAAACGACACCAGCUCAUUCACACCGGACAGAAAGCCCAUCAAUGUGGACAGUGCGGGAAAAGGUUUACACACGCGGGGCACCUCAAAGCACACCAGCUCACUCACACAGGAGAGAGACCAUACAGCUGUGGACAGUGUGGUAAAUGUUUCACCCGGGCAGGGAGUCUCAAAGCACACCAUCGUAUUCACUCUGGAGAGAAGCCAUACAGCUGUGGUCAGUGUGGUAAAUAUUUUACAGAAUCAGGGAGUCUCAAAAAACACCAGCUCAUUCACACCGGACAGAAAGCCUAUCCAUGUGGACAGUGUGGGAAAUGUUUUUCACGGGCAGAUGCUCUCAAAGUACACCAGCUCAUUCACACCGGACAGAAAGCCCAUCCAUGUGGACAGUGUGGUAAAUGUUUUACACAGGCGGGGCACCUCAAAGUACACCAGCUCACUCACACUGGAGAGAGGCCAUACAGCUGUGGCCAGUGUGGUAAAUGUUUUACAGAAUCAGGGACUCUCAAAAAACACCAGCUCAUUCACACUGGACAGAAAGCCCAUCAGUGCAAACACUGUGAGAGGAGUUUUCGGUGCCAAGAAGCACUUAGACGACACCAGCUUACACACACAUGAGAGAAACCCUACCACUACACACAGUACACGAGAGAUAGUACAGUACAUUUUGUUUUUAUUCUGGUUCUUGCAUUGUUUUUCUUUCAUCUAUAGAUGGGUUUCAUAUUCACAGUCCGCCUGCACACACCAACACGGGGCAGAAAGUUAUCAAUGACAAUAGCAAACAUUACGAGGUCCUGUUUCAAUCUAUUGUGUAUUACUUGUAGUCUACUAAUCGCUCUUUUGUGAACAAAAACAGCUGGUAGACACGGCACAUUCCCAAUCGUAAUAUUACGCGUUGAACAUGGAAUCUUGACCUAGAAGAAGGCAACAACAAAAAAAAGUCCAAGAAAGCUCUUAUUUUUCACCCUGGAUAAACCAUUUACAACCGUGACAAUCAGGGAGCAAUGGGGCAGGUGACAACCCUACUGUGUAUGGGACUGAUAUGGACUACACAACACCCACACAUGCAAACAGAUGCAUACCGUACAUGUACAGUACACAGACACAGACAUGCAAAUAGACAUACUGUACACGCAGACACACACAUGCAGAUAGAAUACACAGACACACUUUACACACACACACACACACACACAGUACACACAUGCAAACAGAUGCAUACCAUACAUGUACAGUACACAUAGACGCAGACAUGCAAAUAGACAUACUGUACACGCAGACAUACACAUGCAGAUAGAAUACAAAGACACACUUUACACACACACACACACAGAUACAGUACACACACACACACAGUACACACAUGCAAACAGAUGCAUACCGUACAUGUACAGUACACAGUAUAGACGCAGACAUGCAAAUAGACAUACUGUACACGCAGACAUACACAUGCAGAUAGAAUACACACUUUACACACACACACACACACACACACACAGAGAUACAGUACACACACACACACAUGCAAACAGAUGCAUACCAUACAUGUACAGUACACAUAGAUGACGUGUACAUGGCACUGAUCUGGCCUAUAGUACACACACACUAAACAUAGAGUAGACGUGCACUUGCAUUCUGCCCUGUCUAAGGACUCCCUCUGGUGGAGAGUAUUGGGUGUUUCUAAGAUGCUCCAGGUCUAGAACCUUCUCAUAGCGUUAACACACACACACACACACACACACACGGCUGACAAGGGAAGCCAGAGCAAGAGGUGGUGGGUGGGUGAUAAACGUGGCUAAACAUAGACUAGACUCCUCCAAUGUCUUUGUCUGUCCUCCAACAAGUAUUGAAUUGAACAGCACAUCCCCCUUGUACCUACAGUGCAAUGUAUAUGUGCUUGUCUCUGAGCACAACAAUACAGGCGGUUUAUUUUCCUUUGUUUCAAAGUUGAUCAUGUUACUCAGUGUUGAUAAUGUUGUUCCCUGUUGUUAUUGACCACCUCCAGCGUGUACUGUACUGUACCCCGUACCUGGUGAAUGUUCAGGGGACACAUGCUGCUGUCCGUGGUACUGAAACCCUUCAUUUUCAAAUCUACUAUUGGAAUUAUGCUAAAAAGUAUAUUUUCACGUUUUUUUUUUUUAAAUACAUUUUUCCAUGUGUAGA
This is a messenger RNA of Engraulis encrasicolus (European anchovy), 3345 nucleotides long. RefSeq names its product zinc finger protein ZFP2-like. The coding region runs from base 1 to 1800 and encodes 599 amino acids. Gene Ontology annotation, biological process: regulation of transcription by RNA polymerase II. Gene Ontology annotation, molecular function: DNA-binding transcription factor activity, RNA polymerase II-specific; sequence-specific DNA binding. NCBI's taxonomy places the organism in Eukaryota, Metazoa, Chordata, Actinopteri, Clupeiformes, Engraulidae. The transcript is spliced from 2 exons. Gene Ontology annotation, cellular component: nucleus. The record is from RefSeq and is a predicted model, not a curated record.